CUUGUUUACGGAUUAAUUAGAAAUAACGGGUCAAGUAUUUCAAGCAGGUAGCCUCUUUCCGGGUCAACUUGCCGGUUCGGGCUGAUGUUCUCUUUUUGCUUUACAGAAAGAUAGGAAAAUUCAUUCUUUUAAAUAGUACAGUCGAAAAAGACAAAAGGUGGGCGUGGAAUCGUGGAUUGAUCGCAGGCCCACAAGUAACCUCCUCUGUUGUUUCUCCCGGCCCAGAGCCGAGCCCUAUAUACUCGCACAUUCCUUCGUUCACCACUGAUCAUAUCAAAACUCUCAACCUUCAACAAUCUUCCAAAUAUCUGAGGAUUAAGGCAGGAAUCCGAUAAUGGGGAAGAAGAACAAAGGCGGAGGCGGAGGAGACCACCAGAAGGAUGAAAAUGGCGGCGGCGGAGGUGGAGGCGGCAGCAGUAAUGUUGUUCUGAAGAUGGACUUGCAUUGCUCCGGCUGCAUUUCCAAGAUCUCCAGCAUUAUCUCCAGCUAUGACGGCGUGGACGAUGUGACUUUCGAUCGUGACGCCGGCAAGGUGACGGUGAUCGGCAGCGUAGAUCCGGCGAAGCUCAGAGAUAAACUGGAGGCCAAACUACACCAAAAAAUUGCUCUCGUCUGUCCACAGCCCAAGGGAGCCAAAGGAGGAGGAGAAGAUGGUGACAAUGACGGGAACUGUGAUGACAAGAAGAAGCAGGUGGUGACGACGACAACUUUGAAAAUGAACCUUCAUUGCGAUGGAUGUCUACACAAGAUUUACAAAAUUGUUAGCAAAACCAAAGAUCGAAACGGCUUUGCAGGGUACAUGGAGAUGUCCGUUGAGAGGGAGAAGGACCAGUUGAUGGUGACCGGAAUCGUGGACGCGAAGGCUCUGGCGGAUGAUUUGAAGAAGCAAAUGAAGAGAAAUGUGGAGAUUGUGCCGCCGAAGAAGGAGAAAGGCGGCGGCGGCGGUGACAAGAAGGAUGCUGCCGGCGGCGGAGGGGAGAAGAAGGGCGGAGGUGAAGGCAACAAAAAUGCUGGGGAAAUGGGGUUUGUGCAUCACGGCCCAUGCCCCUGUAAUUAUCCUUAUGCUUCUCAGUUGUGGAGUGAUGAGAAUGCUAAUGCGUGCAGCAUUUUGUGAUGUGAGGAAGAUGGUUGGUUCUAAUUUUCUAACAAAUGUAAUCAUCGAAUUAAACAUUUCGAUUUUGCUAGAGAUUUACAAAUUUGAUAAUUACACUUAUGUAUACCCCACUCCGUAUUAGUAAAUACAUCAGCAAUCUUUCCAAACUUUUGGCAAGAUAUAACUCACAUCUCCAUUAUUUUUCAAAAACGUACUUUAUCUAGAGAUUUAUUAGAGAAAAACAGAGUUAGAUAUAGGUAAAAGCUAAAAUUGCC
This is a messenger RNA of Cuscuta epithymum, 1368 nucleotides long. The record is from the annotation of a GenBank genome assembly. Lineage: Eukaryota; Viridiplantae; Streptophyta; Magnoliopsida; Solanales; Convolvulaceae.